This is a messenger RNA of Podospora pseudopauciseta, 768 nucleotides long. RefSeq lists its product as uncharacterized. The record is from RefSeq and is a predicted model, not a curated record. Bases 1 to 768 code for a protein of 255 amino acids. The transcript has 4 exons. Lineage: Eukaryota; Fungi; Ascomycota; Sordariomycetes; Sordariales; Podosporaceae.
AUGUCCUGGGACCACCAAAGCUGGAUCUCCUCCGCCCACAGCGUCGCCAUCUCCUCCACCUACUUCUCAUCCUCCAAGCUCACCGUCGCAGUCCUAUUCAGCUGCUCCGAAGAGCAAAUCGCCCGAGUGGAAGACCUUCUCGCUUCCUCCCCCGAAGUCAAGUCCCACCCCCUGCUUACGGUAGGGCUUUUUGCGGAGUUGCACAAGGACAGGAUGCAGGAGAUUGUUAAGAAUGCUUUGUAUGAAUGCACUGCUGCUAUUACGGAGCUAAAACUGGACCGGGAUGCCCCGUCGGUAGUGAAGAGGGAUUUUAAGCUGAGUAGGAAGCUGAGGAAUUGUCGGCUGAAGACGAAGAUGGCGGAGGAGGAGGUGAGGACUACGAAGGGGUUGCUGGAGAAGAUGAUUACGCAGGUGGAGGAGGAGCAGCGGCUUACGAGGAGGUUUAAGCAGCGGUUUGAGGAGAUUGGGAUUGAGUUGGAUGCGCUGAUGGCGAGGUGCAGGAUAAUGUUUGAUGAUAUGACUUAUUCGGAGGAGUUGUUUAUGAACGAACUCCUCAGUGAUGAUGCCGAGCGAGCAAGAGACCAGGCAAAAAUGAGCACAGUAAUAGCAUUUGUGGCUAUGCUGUAUCUCCAGAUCACGGCUGUUGCGACCAUCUUCGCCAUGCCCGUCGUCGAAUUCCAAAACGACUGGCGAGACAUAUACUUCAAACAGGCUGAGCCAACGCCAGCAAACAGCCAGUUCUGUCCUCCUAUUUCUGGGUGUACCUGA